AUGAGUUUGCUGGGUGGCAAUUCCGUAUCUAGCUGGGCCGGGGAUGAGACUCAUGGAGGUGGUCCGCGAUACGGUGAGACGGCUCGGCCAGGGAAUGUCAGUGCAGCCUUCAACGCUGGCCAAGCGACAUCCGCUGCCAAUAGGGAGGGUAACAGCGAUAUUGUGGCGGCCCGGCCUCAGCGGAAGCCGUUGUUGGUCGGGUCAAACGAGCAGUGUCAGUUGGAGUGCUUGGCAUCUAUCGCGUAUUUGGUGGGCUCACCGCUACAGCGAAACCAGCCCACCGUAAUGGAGCCUGUCCAACGGUCCAUGAAGUUAGUGCGAGAGCUGCUGCGUCGUGGUGUUGAUCCAGAGAAAGUUAUUCGUGUCAUUGAGUCGAGGGAAGGUGUAAGCGGCGCCGGCGAGAGGGGUUGCUGA
Trypanosoma cruzi is the source of this 414-nucleotide messenger RNA. RefSeq lists its product as uncharacterized. The record is from RefSeq and is a predicted model, not a curated record. NCBI's taxonomy places the organism in Eukaryota, Euglenozoa, Kinetoplastea, Trypanosomatida, Trypanosomatidae. The coding region runs from base 1 to 414 and encodes 137 amino acids. The transcript has a single exon.